AAGCCAAACUUGGUCCUUCCUCUCGAACCGCGUAGGGGUCCCGGGAAAGCGGCCGGAAUCCGCGCGGCGUUCAUGGCGCUUUACGAGCUCUUCUCUCACCCGGUGGAGCGCGGCUACCGCGCGGGGCUCUGCUCCAAGGCCGCUCUGUUCCUGCUGCUGGCCGCCGCGCUCACGUACAUCCCGCCGCUGCUGGUGGCCUUCCGGAGCCACGGGUUUUGGCUGAAGCGGAGCAGUUACGAGGAGCAGCCGACCGUGCGCUUCCAGCACCAGGUGCUGCUCGUGGCCUUACUGGGACCGGAGCGCGGCGGGUUCCUGGCCUGGAGCACGUUCCCCGCCUUCAACCGGCUGCAGGGGGAUCACCUGCGCGUCCCGCUGGUUUCGACUCGAGAAGAAGACAGGAACCAGGAUGGGAAAAUGGACUUGUUACAUUUUAAACUGGAACUUCCCCUGCAGUCCACGGAGCACGUUCUCGGUGUGCAGCUCAUCUUGACUUUCUCCUACCAAUUGCACAGGAUGUCCACAUUCGUGAUGCAGAGCAUGGCGUUUCUCCAGUCCUCCUUUGCUGUUCCAGGGUCCCAGUUGUAUGUGAACGGGGACCUGAGGCUGCAGCAGAAGCAGCCCCUAAGCUGCGGUGGCCUCGAUGUCCGAUACAAUGUGUCUGUAAUCAAUGGGACCAGCCCUUUUGCCUAUGACUACGACCUUACCCAUGUUGUUGCUGCUUACCAGGAAAGGAAUGUAACCACCGUUCUGAUGGACCCCCACCCCAUCUGGCUGGUGGGAAGGGCGGCCGAAGCUCCAUUUGUGAUUAACGCUGUCAUCCGAUACCCGGUGGAAGUCAUUUCAUAUCUCCCAGGAUUCUGGGAAAUGAUAAAGUUUGCCUGGAUCCAGUAUGUCAGUAUCCUGCUUAUCUUCCUGUGGGUAUUUGAAAGAAUCAAAAGAUUUGUGUUUCAAAAUCAGGUGGUGACCACGAUCCCUGUCACAGUCAUGCCCCAGGGAGAAGUGUAUAAGGAGCACUUAUCAUAAGAAGACCAUUUCUGAGAACUAAGCAGGAUCCUGGCUACCUCAUUGUUGUCUUCUGAGAACUGCCAUCGUAAGUUUUUGCCAAGAGCC
Molecule: messenger RNA, 1110 nt
Organism: Neomonachus schauinslandi (Hawaiian monk seal)
Lineage: Eukaryota; Metazoa; Chordata; Mammalia; Carnivora; Phocidae
Gene: TMEM231
Product: transmembrane protein 231
Exons: 7
Coding region: 73-1023 (316 amino acids)
Biological process (GO): cilium assembly; regulation of protein localization
Cellular component (GO): ciliary membrane; ciliary transition zone
Source: RefSeq, a predicted model, not a curated record